Molecule: messenger RNA, 3071 nt
Organism: Oncorhynchus gorbuscha (pink salmon)
Lineage: Eukaryota; Metazoa; Chordata; Actinopteri; Salmoniformes; Salmonidae
Exons: 16
Coding region: 168-3056 (962 amino acids)
Molecular function (GO): calcium ion binding
Source: RefSeq, a predicted model, not a curated record
UUAUUAACAGCAAUAAUCCCCAUAUGACAGUUUCAGUCCCCCACAGGAAGGUAUUUCAUUCUCUUCCUCCCCAUGUCCAUUCAGUCGCUGCAAGAGUGAGGUAGCUAUAUCAACAUCAUGGAGAAAUAGCAUAUUUUGUAGUAUGAGCCAUAUGAAUUGACCUGUAGAUGUCACAUUGUCCUCUCAGUCGGGCGACAGAGAGGGGAUGUAAGCUACAGUUUAAUAGAGAGGUCGGAGAGAUUAGUUCAGGGGAUAUGUGGGUCAUUGAGAACGGGCGAGGGCCAGAGCCUUGCUGGGGGAACAGACUGGACAGAGAACAGCAGGACCAGAAUAACCAUCCCACCAGGCUCCUGGCCCGGCCCAGACAUCCAGUCAACACCAUCACCUGGCAACAUGGCUCCUGCACAGCACUCCACCAGGACAGGGCACCUUGUUAUCUGUCCUUUGUCAGUAAGGCCAUCUUGUGGGAUCGAGGACUCUACCACUACACAGACCACACUGUCCGUGAUGGACAUCCUUCUCUGUGUCCUCGUUUCCUGGUUCACAUGAAGGCCUGUCCUGCAGACCUCAGAACCCCACAUCUCCUAUCCAGUAACCCCAGGCCACGUCCUCCUCGCCAGGAAUUGACACAACAAAGACACACCCUUGGCGGCCUGAAGACGCAUUCAUGUGCAGACUCCAGGAGCCUGCAGCACUGCAGCACCACCAGAGGGAGGCGCUUAGCUGUUGUUGUUCCCUGUGUACCAGUGCCAGUCUCCCCCUAUCCCAGCAGAGCCUCCGCUGAGCUCUCAGUCUGUCCAAGUCCAACAUCCUCUACUGUCACUGACUUUGGGCAGCAGGGAACUGGAUACAACCCUGCUCCAUCAUCAGCCCUACCUCAUGUCCAUACUCAGAAAGGAGAGAAGGAAAUAGAGGAUGGUGUUAAAGAGAUGGAUGAAGACACUUCGGCUUCCUCAGGGGCCUUCCGCCCUCCAAGCCCAGACCAGGAGCCCAAUUCUGGUCCUGAGGACAUAGACCCCUCAGUUUCUCCAAUCCCUAGUGUCUGUGAGGGUUCUCUCUCAGACUUUAGCCGCCCACCAUCCAGCCAGUUCAGCCGAAGCACAGACCUGGGUAGUGGCCGGAGCAGUCCUCUGUGUGCGAAUCUGAGUGACCUGGACUCAGAGGGUGGCUCUCCUCUCUCCCAGCAUGGCUCCUCUUCCAUGUCCCUGUCUGCUCUGGCCUCCUGCACCCCACAGGACACCCCAGCACACCAGCCCCCAAACCCAGCCCCUCACCACCCUCAGCACCAUCCCCUCCCUCACCAGGCCCAACACUGCCCACCUGACUGGACCACCACGGAGCCCCAGCCAGGCCAUGUCCUCCCACCCUACCCAGACCCAUCCCUGGACCCCAACCCAGACCCUACUACCCUAGCUUUCCCCUCAGACACCUGGCAGUCCUGCCCCAGCCCACAGUGCAGGAUAACUACCCGACCAGGGUCAGGGUUAGGGUCAAGUUUGGCCUCAUCUCCUGUGGUGGUGGAGAGGCAGGACUGGACAUCACACCGCUGGUCAGUCCUUCCCCCCAUCUCUCCUGUCAGAGGUGGCAGUGACACAGUGUCCUCCUGGUCCCGCUGUUCUCAGGUCAGCUCUAGCCAGUCCCAUGUGUUUGAUGAACUGGAGGCCAUCGCCCCGCGGACCGGCUCCUGUCUGUCCCUAGACCAGCCACUCAGCCCAGCAGACUGCAGCCCACCUGGUACAGACAUGUCCCCAGGCCUGGCUGCUCUGACAGUGGGCUGUGACUCAGGGGACCUGGGCUCCCUGUCCCGUGUGCAGCUCCUGCUCCUGGACCGGUCGGACCCUGUGGAGCCCCACUGGCUCGCUGGUCAGGACAUGUACUCCCCAACAGAAGACGGAACAACAGGCCACACAGCGGCGCUCCGAGCCAGAAGACCUCUUAGUCCAACGCUGUAUACUACAGGCGUCCUGCAGCCCCUCACAGCUGGCAGCUGUGGAGACGGCAGUGUGUCUGAAAGGUGUGUCGCCACAGGCAAAGUCCAGGGACGGGGUGAGCACACAAUGCAGUCCCACACCGAGGAUGGUUCCAGGUCACCAUCGUCAUGGAUCAGUGAUUCCAGUCCAUCAGGCACCAUAUCCGGGUCCACCAGUUCCCAAUAUGGGGCGGAGUCCGAGGGAAGUGACCAAACCAGCCAGGCCUUUACCACCUUAAAUGACAGGGGCCCCAGCCCAGACCAGGGGGUUCCAGUGAAGGAGAAACCUGGUUGCCCUGAUCGGGGGGAGCGAGGCUGGGCUUCCACAGGGGUCAGGAGAAGGCCCGGGAGGCUGGAGCGCAGGAUGAGGGAGAAGGAGCGAAAAAGGGAGGAGAGAAAGACAAAGGUGCUAAACAUCUACUCCAGACUCCAGGACAGCGGGCCCCUCCAGCCCAGCCGCAGCAGGGGCCGCUCCAGGUUUGAGGACUUCGACUUCUUGGCAAAGUAUUGCAUUUUCAGCCAGGAGAAGCUGGCAGAAUACAAAAGGGCUUUUGAAGCGGUUGACAGCGAUGCUGAUGGUUACAUUUCCUGCCUGCAAGUGCUGCUGGCACUAAAGAAGAUCAUCCCUCCAGAGCUGCUAACUGAUGAAGAAGAGAUAUAUGUCUACAGGAUCCUGGAGAUGGUGGAUUUCAGGGUGACAGAUGGACUUACAGACCUGAGGCUCUUUGCUGUGAUUGCGAGCCUGGCGCAGAAAAUAGCUACCAUGGAUGUAUUUAUGCGUUCCCUGAUAAGCAAAAUGGACUUCCAUUCUUUGGCAUUAAAGCUAUACAAAGCAAAGCUGUUCAUGUUCCUGCUGGAGGGGCAGUCAGGGGGCGCUGUGGCCCAGCAGGGCUGUAUCAGCGCAGAGCAGCUCCUGGUGGAGCUAAAGGCCGGGGGCAUCCGACCAGAACAAGAGGAAGCCAUCAAACAGGAGCUCCGACACAUCAGCUCCCUGGACCUGCUGGACUUCCUGGCGUACCUGCCCCUCUUCGUCCUAAUCCACAACUCGGUCAUCGCCAACCCACUGGAUGACUCCAGCAACCUGUGAUGUCAUCGGCUACAC